This is a messenger RNA of Engraulis encrasicolus (European anchovy), 4659 nucleotides long. It is a transcript of the gene rag1, whose product is annotated as recombination activating 1. Bases 189 to 3455 code for a protein of 1088 amino acids. The transcript has 4 exons. The record is from RefSeq and is a predicted model, not a curated record. Gene Ontology annotation, biological process: adaptive immune response; V(D)J recombination; pre-B cell allelic exclusion. Gene Ontology annotation, molecular function: metal ion binding; double-stranded DNA endonuclease activity; ubiquitin protein ligase activity. NCBI's taxonomy places the organism in Eukaryota, Metazoa, Chordata, Actinopteri, Clupeiformes, Engraulidae. Gene Ontology annotation, cellular component: nucleus; DNA recombinase complex; endodeoxyribonuclease complex.
CCACAGCCAGCAGCAGCCAGCCCAGGAGGUGGAAAGCACUCAGCCAGCCCUCCCUACCCAGACACCCUCACUCACGCUCUGGAUUUAAAUGCCCCUGGGCCCCCAUGCGGAAAAGCCCCCUGGGGACUCCAGCCAGCUGAGAGCCUGAGAGAUAAAAAACAAGCAACUGAGGCCGGGCUGACACCAACAUGGAGACGCGGGCGGCCAUCCCCAGACACUCCAUGCCAGACGAGGUGCAGCACACGUACUCCAAGUUCUCCGACUGGAAGUUCAAGUUGUUCCGGGUCAGGUCCAUGGAGAGAGCCCCCUUGCCCAGCGAGCCCCCGCCUCCUACGCCGUCUCUGAGCACGGUUCCAUCCAAGUCCCAGGGGGACGUGGGCCAUCCAGGGCAGCCGGGGCAUGCUGGUAGCGUGAUGCGGCUGUGCCUCGGAGGCAAGAGCAAGGAGAAUGUGCAGGCCGCCAGCGAGCACAUGGACCUGAAGCUGCAGGAGAUCGAUGCUCACAUGGAUUGCCUCAAGAGUUUGUGCCGCCUCUGUGGGAAGUCGCUGCGCAAGGCCAAGGGGCCGGAGCACGAGGUCCAGGGCGCCCUGGAAGAGGCCAGCCGCCUGCCCCUGCGCAGGAUGGGCUGCAAGGCCCAGGCCUGGCCCGAGGUCAUCCUCAAGGUCUUCAAGGUGGACGUGGCGGCUGACAUGGAGACGGUGCACCCUCAGGCCUUCUGCCACCGCUGCUGGAUGGCCGCCAUGCGAGGGGGCGGUUUCUGCUCUUUCGGGCUGACCAGAGUGCCCGAGUGGCAGCCGCACACAUCGACCUGUGCCCUCUGCUUCCCCAAGAGGAUCUCUGGGGCUUACCAGCGCAAGGGCCGCAAGAGAGCGAAAACGCUGCGGAGAGCACAGAUCCUGGCCAAGAGGACGAAGUGGGAGACUCAAGGAUCCUCUGGUGGUAGCAACAAGACAACACUUAGACCCUUGGUAGAGCAGCAGCAAGCAGUUGGAAGCAGGAACAGCAGGUUGAAGCCAGGUGCCCAGAGAGCUCUGUGGGUCAAGAACAUCACCCACUGUCAGAAAGACCAUCUGAGCGCCACGCUGCUGUCCGAGAACCUUCCUGUGGACUUCCUGCAUGCCAUAACCUGCCAGGUUUGCGACCACCUGCUCAGUGACCCAGUCCAGUCCCCUUGCCGACACCUCUUCUGCCGUGGCUGCAUCCUGAAGUACAGCCGUGCCCUGGGUGCCCAGUGCCCAGCCUGCUCCCUGCCCUGCGAUGCCACAGAGCUCAAGAGUCCAGCGAAGCCCUUUGUGGCCAUACUCCAUGCACUGGCCCUGCAGUGUCCCCGGGAAGGCUGUGGAGAGCUUGUCAGGAUGGACUCCUUCCGGGCCCAUUGCCUGGGCCACCUGCAGCAGAGGAGGGAGUCGAUGCUGGAGGCCAACCGCGGCGACCCGCUACGACGGUCCUCCUCCCAGGGUGAUGAGGACCUAGACGGGUACCUGCCAGUCAACAAGGGUGGCCGGCCACGUCAGCACCUGCUGUCCCUGACCAGGCGAGCGCAGAAGCACCGUCUGAAGGAGCUGAAGAACCAGGUGCGGGCAUUUGCUGAUAAGGAGGAGGGGGGUGACACCAAGUCGGUGUGUCUGACCCUCUUCAUGCUGGCCCUCAGGGCGGGGAACGAACACAAGCAGGCAGACGAACUGGAGGCCAUGAUGCAAGGUAGAGGAUACGGUCUGCAUCCUGCUGUUUGCCUCGCCAUCCGAGUCAACACCUUCCUCAGCUGCAGCCAGUACCACAAGAUGUACCGCACCGUCAAAGCCACCAGUGGGCGCCAGAUCUUCCAGCCCUUGCACACCCUGCGCGCUGCCGAGAAGGAGCUGCUCCCGGGCUUCCAUGCCUUCGAGUGGCAGCCGGCCCUCAAGGCCGUGUCCAGUAGCUGGGACGUGGGGAUCCUGGACGGGCUGUCUGGCUGGACCAGCUCGGUGGAGGAGGUGCCAGCGGACACCAUCGCCCGGCGCUUCCGCUACGACGUGGCCCUGGCGUCUGCUCUCAAGGACCUUGAGGAGGACAUCUUGGAAGGGCUGAGGGAGCAGAGCCUGGACGACAGCUUGGUCACAGGCUUCAGCGUCACCAUCAAGGAGUCAUGCGACGGUAUGGGGGACGUGAGUGAGAAGCACGGCAGCGGGCCCGUGGUGCCAGAGAAGGCUGUGAGGUUCUCCUUCACCAUCAUGUCGGUGUCGGCACACGUGGAGGGCGAGGAGGACUCAGUGAGUAUUUUUCAAGAGAUGAAGCCCAACUCCGAGCUCUCGUGCAAGCCCCUGUGCCUGAUGUUCGUUGAUGAGUCAGACCAUGAGACACUGACAGCCAUCCUGGGACCCGUGGUGGCGGAACGUAACGCCAUGAAGGAGAGUCGACUGAUCCUCUCCAUAGCCGGCUUGCCGAGGUCCUUCCGCUUCCACUUCCGGGGCUCUGGCUAUGACGAAAAGAUGGUUCGUGAGAUGGAAGGCCUGGAGGCCUCUGGUUCCACCUACAUCUGCACGCUGUGUGACUCCACCCGGGCCGACGCCUCCAAAAACAUGGUGCUGCACAGCAUCACCCGGAGCCACCAGGAGAACCUGGAGCGCUAUGAGCUGUGGCGCACCAACCCUUAUUCCGAGUCUGCUGAUGAGCUACGCGACCGGGUCAAGGGUGUCUCUGCCAAGCCUUUCAUGGAGACCCAGCCCACCUUGGACGCUCUACACUGCGACAUUGGCAACGCUACCGAGUUCUACAAGAUCUUCCAAGAUGAGAUCGGUGAGAUGCAUGCCCGUACUGAUGUCCCAAAACGUGAAGAGAGGCGACAAUGGAGGGCUGCUCUGGACAAGCAACUUCGGAAGAAGAUGAAGCUGAAACCUGUCAUGCGUAUGAAUGGCAACUACGCCCGUCGGCUGAUGACGACAGAGGCCGUGGAGGCUGUGUGCGAGCUGGUGCCCUCAGAGGCCCGCCGGCAGGCCCUGCGGGAGCUGGUGGCCCUCUACCUCCAGAUGAAGCCAGUGUGGCGCUCCACCUGGCCCGCCCGCGAGUGCCCUGACCAGCUGUGCCGCUACAGCUUUAACUCCCAGCGCUUCGCCGAGCUGCUCUCCAGCACCUUCAAGUACCGCUACGAUGGCAAGAUCACCAACUACCUGCACAAGACGCUGGCCCAUGUGCCCGAGAUCGUGGAGCGGGAUGGCUCCAUCGGGGCCUGGGCCAGUGAGGGCAAUGAAUCUGGCAACAAGCUCUUCCGGCGCUUCCGCAAGAUGAACGCCCGCCAGUCCAAGAGCUUCGAGCUGGAGGACGUUCUGAAGCACCACUGGCUUUACACCUCCAAGUACCUGCAGAAGUUCAUGGAGGCCCACAAGAACUCGGCCAAGGCCAUGCAGGCCACCAUCAACCCGGAGGAGAUGGCGACAGUGGACGACAGUGAUAUGUUAAUAGAAACUCAAGAUUUUUAAACCGAGACUGUAUUGCAGUAGCAUGAAAUAUGUAGCAACUACAGCAGGGGCACUAAGUCAAGAAUCGACUUUCAUUGCCAUUGUGUGUGUGUGUUUUUUAUUGAUGACUUGUGAAUUGAGUUCACUUUGGUCUAUGCUGAUAUUCUUUCAAUAAUUUUAGACAUUUAAAACAUUUCAAUGGAACACAUUGUGCUUAUUCGAAGUGAGCAAUGACUCUGAGCAUCAGAUUUCUCAUUCAGAAGUUACAAACAGUUAAGAUAACCUCCUUUGGGUCAGUACGAGGGACUUUCACUGUCCUCUCCAUUUAUGUUUGUAAAUGCAAAAUAAAUUGGUUUAUGCUGAAGGUUGGAUCAGAAGGGAAUGGACUGCCUUUCCUUCCCUCAGCUUUUAAGAGAGGAGGGUUUUUUGUGGAGACUUUCAUCUUUGGCUUUGAGUUAUGGCAGAGUUUAUUGUAUUGCAAGGUUAUGACACAUUCAUGAAUUUAUACAAAAGGAUUAUUUAUGGAAACAGAUGAAAUUGCUGUAAGUCACUGAGAGGAAAUUGUGUUAAAGGGGGGCACAUUUACGAUAGCUGUAUUAAUUUAUCACUGGGUCCGAGGCAAAAUGGAAUUAGGGGGGACUCAAAUUGUCUUAGUUUUGGGAGUGCUGCUGGGGAAAGGAUUGCUUUAGUGCCAUAUAUCUGGCUCCGAAGGCAGAGCGGCAGGCCAUGGAUGACAUUGAAAUACCCCUAUAUAUUUCCACUUCCCAGCACGCUGCUCAAGAGUGGCAACUAUUCUACCUCCAUUUCAGAAUAAAAAAGGACACAUUGACCUUCUACUAAAUCACAGUGAGGAAAUGAUCCAGACUACAAUUGCCAUACAAAAGGCCCAAGGAAGCACUUAGCCGCUGAGGAAGGCCACUUCCAGAGCGGCACCCAGGCUGGCUCUCAUGUCGACACUACUGCUGUGCUGGCAUCUUGCCAUGGUAUAUACUGUGUGUGCACUCCUCCUCAUAGUCCUCUUGCGUAGGAGAAUCUUGUGUUCACUGCAUUGCUGUAUGAACAAUCAUUGUAGCAUUUUCAAGCAAUUAAUUCACCUACGGGUUGCUGAUGUUUGGGUGUAUUUAGUCGUAAUAUUGAUAUUGUUUGACUGUCUUUAUGUAGGUGAAAUAUUGCACAUGUUAAGCCUUUAGACAAUCACAUGUCAAUGCUCUUAUCAUUUCCUUUG